Messenger RNA from Macrosteles quadrilineatus (aster leafhopper), 1224 nucleotides. RefSeq names its product probable RNA 3'-terminal phosphate cyclase-like protein (gene Rtc1). The coding region runs from base 72 to 1190 and encodes 372 amino acids. The transcript is spliced from 7 exons. Gene Ontology annotation, molecular function: RNA endonuclease activity. Lineage: Eukaryota; Metazoa; Arthropoda; Insecta; Hemiptera; Cicadellidae. Gene Ontology annotation, biological process: endonucleolytic cleavage of tricistronic rRNA transcript (SSU-rRNA, 5.8S rRNA, LSU-rRNA); ribosome biogenesis. The record is from RefSeq and is a predicted model, not a curated record. Gene Ontology annotation, cellular component: nucleolus.
AAUAAUAUGUGUUUCUGUUCUGUUCACUGUUUACUGUUUAGGUUAAAUUAUUAUACUUAAGUAGCCCUACUAUGGGACCUUUAAGAAAGAACAUUAUAUCUUUUAAAGGAAGUAACUAUCUGAGACAAAGGCUUGUGCUGUCUGUGCUUAGUGGGAAAGCCAUAAAUAUUAGUGAAAUUAGGGCUCAAAGUGAUGAACCUGGUUUACAAGAAUAUGAAGUGAAUCUGCUGCGGCUGUUGGAUAAGCUUACAAAUGGAACAACCCUAGAAAUAAAUGAAACUGGGACAGAAUUUGAUUUUAUGCCUGGAGCCCUGAUUGGUGGAACAUUGGAGCACGAGUGUUGCAAACAGCGAGGGAUUGGGUACUAUCUAGAGGUAGUUCUUUCUUUGGCUCCGUUUUGUAAAAAAGCGCUGAGCAUUACGCUUCGAGGAGUUACAAAUAAUGAGAUGGACCCCUCUGUAGACUUGUUCAAGGCAGCUGCCCUACCAAUUCUCGGUAAAUUCCUAGUGAUCAGCUCAGAUCUGACGCUGGUCAUCAACAAGCGGGGAAUGGAGCCGGAGGGAGGUGGUGAAGUUGUACUGAAUUGUCCAGCAGUGCGACAACUAAGACCAGUUCAGGUUAAGGAUAGUGGAAAGAUCAAGCGGAUCCGAGGAGUUGUGUUUGCUCUCCGAGUAUCGCCCAGUAUUGCCAACAGAAUCGUAGAAGCUGCGAAAGGUGAACUGCUGCACUUCCUGCCAGACGUCUUCAUCAGUGUUGAUCACCGCAAGGGAAAACAAUCCGGAAAAUCUCCUGGUUACGGUGGAUGUAUAUAUGGGGAGAGUACAACCGGAGUAGUUUUGACAGGAGAGACUGCGUCUCGUCCUCCCCCCUCCCCUCCGCUCGCUCCAGACGACAUGGGUCGACAGCUGGCCUGGACCUUGCUGGAGGAGGUAUCUCGUGGGGGAUGUGUGGACUCCAGUUUUCAAAGUCUAGCAUGUCUAUACAUGUCUCUGACGCAGAAAGAUGUCUCACAAUUUGUCUCUGGGCCUCUAUCUCCAUACACGAUAUCAUUUCUACGGCAUCUCCGGACAUUUUUUGGUGUCACUUUCAAAUUAGAGCCUUACCAAGAGGAGAAUGAAGAAAACCUGAGGACGGGGGUAAAUAAAGUUUUACUUACCUGUCUCGGAGUCGGUUACAACAAGCUUGUUUGAAUAUGUAAUAAAUAUUUUUUUAUCAAACAUUUAA